AUGUCAGCUAUGGAGAAGCACUUGUUUAACCUUAAAUUUGCAGUGAAAGAGCUGGAACGCAACGCCAAGAAGUGUGAGAAGGAGGAAAAAGCCGAAAUACUGAAGACGAAGAAAGCCAUCCAGAAGGGUAACACAGAGGUGGCACGGAUCCACGCCGAGAAUGCAAUCCGACAGAAGAGCCAAUCGCUAAAUUAUCUGCGUAUGAGCGCACGGGUCGAUGCCGUGGCCAGCCGUGUACAGACCGCGCUUACGACGCGCAACGUUACAAACUCGAUGGCGGGCGUCGUCAAGGCAAUGGAUGCGGCCAUGAAGGGUAUGAACCUGGAGAAAAUAUCCGGCCUGAUGGAUAAGUUCGAGUCACAGUUUGAGGAUCUGGACGUGCAGAGCUCGUACAUGGAAAACACCAUGUCCCAGACGACGACCACGGCCGUACCACAGAACGAUGUGGAAUCGCUAAUGCAGAGAGUUGCUGAUGAAGCUGGCCUUGAACUCAACAUGGAACUUCCUUCGGGACCAUCUUCGGUUGCGAUCGGUGCCUCAACGCAAGCAUCCACCGAGCAAGAUGAACUAACGGCACGCUUAGCACGUUUGCGACAGGCCGAAUAA
Anopheles marshallii is the source of this 606-nucleotide messenger RNA. RefSeq names its product charged multivesicular body protein 1B2 (gene Chmp1). Gene Ontology annotation, cellular component: ESCRT III complex; multivesicular body. Gene Ontology annotation, biological process: endosome transport via multivesicular body sorting pathway; protein transport; late endosome to vacuole transport. The coding region runs from base 1 to 606 and encodes 201 amino acids. Lineage: Eukaryota; Metazoa; Arthropoda; Insecta; Diptera; Culicidae. The transcript has 3 exons. The record is from RefSeq and is a predicted model, not a curated record.